Molecule: messenger RNA, 3094 nt
Organism: Numida meleagris (helmeted guineafowl)
Lineage: Eukaryota; Metazoa; Chordata; Aves; Galliformes; Numididae
Gene: USP43
Product: ubiquitin specific peptidase 43
Exons: 15
Coding region: 288-2933 (881 amino acids)
Biological process (GO): protein deubiquitination
Molecular function (GO): cysteine-type deubiquitinase activity
Source: RefSeq, a predicted model, not a curated record
GUCCCGGUGCGAGCUGCGCCUUGCACCAAGCUGGGAGCGCUGCGGAGGGACCUCGGGGACCUCCCGCUAACGCCGGUGGGGAAUCAUCUCCUGUGCCCAGCGGAGGGGGAAACUGAGGCGCGGGGCGGUGCGUUCGGCGGAGCCUCGAUGCCCGCAGCGCGGUGCUCAGCACCCCCGGCUCGCUGCCUCGCUGUGUCCUGCAGAGCAUCGUGGCCAAGCACGGCGCGCAGUUCCGCGGCAACGCGCAGCACGACGCCCUCGAGUUCCUGCUGUGGCUGCUGGACCGCAUGCACGAGGACCUGGGCAGCGCCUCGCCCGCGCCGGGACCCCGCGCUGCCCAGCAGCGCGGUGCAGAGCAGAGCGGUGCUGGUGGGGAGAGCUUUGUGCAGAGCCACUUCCAGGCGCAGUACAGGUCCUCCCUGACGUGCCCGCACUGCCGGAAGCAGAGCAACACCUUCGACCCAUUCCUGUGCAUCUCGCUGCCCAUCCCCGUGCGCCAGACCAGGGCACUGAACGUGACGCUGGUGCUGCAGCGCGAGGGCGGGCGCUCGCUGCGCGUGGGGCUGGCGGUGCCGCUGCUGGGCACGGCUGCGGAGCUGCGCGAGAUGGUGGCACGGGAGGGGGACGUGCCCCCCCAGCAGGUGAUCCUGGCCGAGGUGUCCCCGCAGGGCUCCCUGCGCUCGCUGGAUGACUCCGAGGAGCUGAGCACGGCCGGGCAAGGGGCGCCCCUGUAUGCCCUGCAGGCCCCUCCGGACCCCCCCGCAGGCGCCCGCCCUGUGCUGCUGCUGCUGCUGUGCCACGUGGCAGGCACCGGCCCGCACCGCGCCAGGUUCGGGCCUCUGCUGGUGCUGCGGGCGGAGCGCGGCGCCUCCUGGGCACAGCUGCAGCGCGAUGUGCUGGCCCCGCUGCGCGCCGUGAUGAGGGGCGCGGUGCAGGGCACGGCGCCGCUGUUCCGCAUCCACGUGGCUGGGGAGCCCGGCGCCUACCUGUCCCCCCAGGACGUGCACCCGCUGAGCCACGCGGCCAUUGACAGGGCGCUGCAGCAGAGCCCCGCCGGCGGACCCCCCCACGUGGCGCUGACGGUGGAGUGGGACGUCGGCACCAAGGAGCGGCUUUUCGGCAGCGUGCAGCAGGAGGCGGUGCGGGACGCGGACAGCGUGCGGCUGCAGCAGGCGGCACACCAGCAGCACAGCUGCACGCUGGAUGAGUGCUUCCAGCUCUACACCAAAGAGGAGCAGCUGGCACCGGACGACGCGUGGCGCUGCCCGCACUGCCGGGUCCCGCAGCAGGGCACGGUGCAGCUCCGGCUCUGGACGCUGCCCGACAUCCUCAUCAUCCACCUGAAGCGCUUCCGCCAGGUGGCCCAGCGCCGCCACAAGCUGAGCACGCUGGUGUGCUUCCCCCUGCGCGGGCUGGACAUGGCCCCGCACCUGGCCCCGGGGGGGGGACGCUGGCAGCACCCCCUGCGCCCGCCCCGCGGCUGCCCCCCGGAUGCUCUGUACGACCUGUACGCCGUCUGCAACCACCACGGCAGCAUGCAGGGCGGGCACUACACCGCUAUGAUGACAGCACGGUGGAGGAGGUGCGGGAGGACGAGGCAGCAGCAGCUCGGCCUCAUUGAACCACUGGGCGGCCCGGCUGGGGGGCCCCAAGCAGCACAGCGCAGAAUCCCAGCCUGCAGCCCCGCAGCUGUCCCCACCCUGCAGCCUGGACCCCGGCACCGCACAGGAGCAAGGCGGCUUCGAGGCCCGGCCCUCUGUGCGGGGUGUGCAGAGCCGCAGUCUCAGUGUCAAGCUGCCCCCACCCGCCCGCUGCAGGGCCCCCCCCAGGGCCGUGCCCCUGCGCUGGUCCUUCACCUCCCGCCCACGGGUGGCCCCCGGGCAGCUGCUGCCGUACAUCCCGGUGGGGCCGGGAGAUGGGAGCAGCCCCCGUGUGCCCCCUGCGGAGCUGAGCUCCCCGCAGGGGGAUGUGGUGGGCAGCAUGCAGAGCACGGAGCCCCCGCUUUACAACCCGGCACCGCGCCGGGCCCACAGCGCCGGCCCCGGUGGGAUCCCGUGCCCCAAAAGCCCCCCAGGGAGUGGGGAGCAGGAGACGGAACCCCCCCGGGGGCGGCGGGAGGGCCCCCCUCGGGCACAGCACGGCCCCCGCAGCCCCGAAGAGCCCAUCCGGCGCUCACAGAGCUCGGCCUGCCUCCCCCCGCGGCCCCCCCACCCCAUGCGGCGCUCAGCAUCGCUGGGCCGGGGUGCGGGGGGCACUGCGGGGACACGGGGCCGGGAGCGCGUGGCCACUCUGCGGCGUGGGGCUGUGCCCGAGUCCAGCUUCUGAGGAGGGGCAGGGGCAGCUGUGGGGCUGAGCUGGCAGCAGGAGACACCCGGAGCAUUGUGCAGUGGGGUCCGUGGGGUCAGGGCAUCCCUGCACCAUGGGCAUCCCGCACCUGGGUACCCAGAGCCUGGAGCAUCCUGCAGCUGCAUGUAUGGCUCCAGGAGCAUCCAGCACCGAGAACAUCGUGCAGUGGGGUAUCUGCAGUCAGGGCAUCCCUGCGCUGGGAGCAUCGUGCCAUGGGCUGUGUGCAGUCAGGGCAUCCCUGCAUCAUCAGCAUCCUGGGGUUGGGUGCACGGUACGGGGAGUAUCCACCACUGGGAGCAUUGAGCUCUGGGCUGUCUGGAAGCAGGGCAUCCCUGCGCCAGGAGCAUCCUGCAUCAGGGUAUCCAUCACCACCUGCACUGGCAGCGUCAUGCAUUGGGGUGCCCAAACUCAGGGCAUGCCUGCACCAUGAGCAUCCUGCACCUGGGUACCAGCCCUGGGCGCAUCCCACUCAGGGACCUCCUUGCACCCGGGUGUGCUGUGAGCACCCCGCACCCCUGGCCUUGCGCCUUUCAGCCCACGCCUUACUGGGAGCGAGCAGGGGGUCCAUGGGGCAGAGGGGCCGUUGAGAGAGAGAGUAUUUAUUGUAUACAGAGAGUUCUAUGCGGAGAUGCUGUUUGUUUUCUACCAGCCACUGGCAAUGAGGGUUGGGCUGCGGGGCUGCUCGCACACUCAGGGCUAUGCAACGUGCUGUGCCCAGUGGCCGUUUCUAUUAAAGACGUGAAAGGAG